CUUAAGUGUGCGCCAUGUUUCUUCCUGGAUGGUGAACAUUUACAAUGUCAUGGCGAGAAACAACAUGACCUGUCUUUGGAUAUGUGUUAUGCUCUUCUGUGUAUGUGUGGCUAAGGAAACGUUAUCUCCUUGGAGAAACAUUACUUGGGAUUCUCUCAAAUAUGAAUAUAAAUUCACUAACGCAAUGGAUUGGUGGACGGCCGCAAAUUCUGGAUGUGACGACGUUGGUGUACUUCUUGUACGAGGUCAUAUUUCACAAAGACUUAAAAGGAAAAUGGUGACACGUCAAAGAUACUGGGUUGGUGCUCUGGAAGUUUAUACGCCAUGGAAAUGGACAGAGGAUAACACCACACUAUUAACGCUAAAGGGAUCACUGGACGUUUCGCUUAUCACAGAUUGGGAUUAUACAUUAGACGCCAAUGAACCGUAUCUCUGUUACGAGACAUGCGAUGGAGGACCAGUUGGUUUACAGGGACAAUAUUGCUAUUGUUUAGACGAAACGGUCAAUGUCUCCACGCAUGUUAAAGAAAUUCGAUGUCCCGGGUCAUUUAACCAGUACUGUGGAAGUGAAUUGAAAGUGUCAGUCUAUGAUAUUGAUAUACCAGGACGCGUUUCAUUCACUCCUAGCACCGAUGCCAACUGUGGUUACGUAUACUAUUACUAUGGAUACGAUGGCAACAUGUUAGGCCUGAGUUUGGGUGAUUGUAAUACACGAAAAUAUUAUGCAUGCCCAGGAGACGACUUUUACUACAGAGGUUCAAAAAUAUGCAAUCACGGGUCACAACGAGUAUGCGUAUCGACCUAUAAGAGUACAUGGAGAAACGCCAUGUCUGAAUGCAAUAACAAACUUGUUAAACUGAAAAAUGAAGUCAUGCCAGAUCUGCUAAAUCUCACUAGCAGGACAGGAAACUAUAAAAAAUCCUACUGGAUUGGUCUUCUGAGAUACAGAACUCCUAAAUGGAUAGACGGGUUUCAAUUUAGUGAAGAUGUACAUGGUUCAAAUCGACUGAAAUCACUAGCUUGUGUGGCUAUGUAUAAAUCGUAUUACUCGGGUAACAUAUAUUACGAAAGAACAAGCUGUUGGAGCAGACUACCUGCGAUUUGCCAGAUCUACAAAUCUAAACCUACACCAGUGCCUACACCACCAACUACAACCAUGCCUACAACAAGAACGCAUCGUCUGCCCGCAACAACGAGUAGUUACGUUUCACAACACACUGCAACAACUCUCCCAGCACAGAAAUGGGAUGGAACAAGUGAAACCCAUAGACAAGUCGGCUCAGAGAGAGAUUCAGGUGGUUUGGUAGCUGGUAUUGUCGUUGGAGUACUAGUAUUGCUAGUCUUGGCAGGAGUUAUCGUACUUGUAUGGAUGAAAAGAAAAAACAGAUUUUGCUUCCAGUCAGAUAAAAUGGACAGUCCAAGAAGAACUGCAUCGCCCAUCCACGCGACAUCCUCAGUACCCAACAACUAUGAACAAUAUAACGCUGAUGUAACCAACAGAGUCCAGUAUGAAAAUCUGGCGUACUGUGCUCAGCGAAACACGAAAGCCUUGCGUGGUCCAAUCGCCGUUUCGUCCAUCGAUUACGACCUUGCUGCUGCAGAUGACACACUACAAGGAACUCGUCAUUUAGCGGAUCUACCCAAUGGCAUCAGGCCACGUGAUGACUACGAACUGGCGAGUCCAGAUGACGCAAAGCCAGAAACGGCUUAUUCCGCAGAUUCGUCCAGUUAUGCCUGUCCAGGUGAUUACUUUGAACUGGAGGGUCCAGGUGACUCUGGACCAGAAACAGAUGACUAUGAACUGGACGGUCCAGCAGACACAGCUGAGUACGCAGUAAUGGACGGUAAAAUCGCUUCUGAGGAAUACAACACUCUGCACGAGACACAACGAGACAGAAACGUAGAUCUAAACUACAGCCACAUUGGUGCGGCCGAGCUAACUGGAGACCUGUACGACACGACAGAACCUACACCACGCGGACGGACGGACAAUGAUAUGUACAGCCACAUCAAGAGAGACAAAUUUGAAGACGAGGAUAUGUACAACCAUACGGACGGGUCAGAUGACGUACCAGAGCAGUAUGACCCAGAAUACAGCCACAUUGCUACUAAGUAGAUACAUGUACUAGUUUUUGUCGGUCAGAUCAUACAGAUUAUAUACAAUUUAUACAAUAUAUGCUUUGUAAAUAUGACAAUUCUACAUACCAAUCACAUGCUAUAACAGACAAUUCAUAUAUUAUUGAUACAAUCAGAUGGUUACAUCUUGAAAAUGUGAAAUACUCAAAGUCCAAGCCAAUUAUGUUAGAGAGAAUAGACUUAUAUUGAUACACUCUAAAUAAUACAUGAUUUGGCAAACAUAGAGACUGAGCAUAUUAUGUUACAGAGAAUACGUUUGUAAUCUGGAUAAUAUAUUUUCGGUAAAUAUGGCAAACCUGUGUUUACAGAGAAUACAUCUAUGUUAAUACAUGUGAGAUAAUACCAUUUGUAAAUAAGGCAAACCUAGAUACUAUGCAAAUUAUAUACCAGAGUAUACAUUUUUAUUGAUUUAAUCAGAAUAAUACAUGUUUUGUAAAUAUGGCAAACCUGUACUUACAAAGAAUAAAUUUAUAUUGAUGCA
This is a messenger RNA of Gigantopelta aegis, 2617 nucleotides long. RefSeq lists its product as uncharacterized. The record is from RefSeq and is a predicted model, not a curated record. The coding region runs from base 29 to 2116 and encodes 695 amino acids. NCBI's taxonomy places the organism in Eukaryota, Metazoa, Mollusca, Gastropoda, Neomphalida, Peltospiridae. The transcript has 11 exons.